Drosophila gunungcola (fruit fly) is the source of this 3046-nucleotide messenger RNA. RefSeq lists its product as uncharacterized. The record is from RefSeq and is a predicted model, not a curated record. The transcript has a single exon. Lineage: Eukaryota; Metazoa; Arthropoda; Insecta; Diptera; Drosophilidae. Bases 1893 to 3011 code for a protein of 372 amino acids.
AAUAUGCGCGCGAGUUACCGCUGAUGUCUUCCCGAUGACAUCACCUCCACCCAAACCCCCUCGGGCAUUGUCCCACUAACGGCGAUGCCGUUCAACCCGGACAUAGGAUCGCCAACGCAGCGGUUUCUGGAUGCCGGAUCGUGUAAACAACUGGGUCUCGGGCAUCCGGCCGAAACCGCUGACCUAGGAGAUUUCGCAAACUCAACAUAUGUACCCCACCCGCAAACGAAGCUCGCAUUGUACUUGAAAACCAGAAAUAAAAUUCAGUCUGAGAGCGACACUUGAAAGCAUAAGUUUUAUUCAGAAGCCUUCUCAAAACUCCACCAGGAUCUUCCCGAAGCCUCCUAAACUCCACCAGCUUAGUCUACACCAGCCAGAUCCGGCCACAGACGAUAAUUGGCGCAGCCGGUUUUUAAAAGAACCAAGGAUGAAAUUCAGCGAGAUCAUCAUAGUAGUUACUAUGUAAUAAUUCGGGUAAGCCAAGGGGCAAAGUAAAAUAAAAUAUACCAGUGGAAAUGAAAGUGCAAACAUUUUUGUGUGCCCACAAAAAAAUGUGGAUAAUAAAAAAAAUAUAUAUUUGAACAAAAUUUUUUCUCAACGAUCUGAGUCAGUGAGUUAGUGACGGUUAACAAAAAUUUAUAACAAAUACCCAUUUGGUGUUUAUCAAUGGUUGACCAGCACAGUAUACACUGUACAUUAAAUGUGGUUAUCUCAAUCUAUCUAAAUGUGGCCAUCUAAAUCAAACUAUGUAUCUAUACGAAUUGUGACCAUCAAUCGCUGAUCGGCACAAAAUGCAUCGCGCAUUAUUAUAGAUAUCUAAAACGACAUGUUUAAAAGAAGUGUAAAUAGAGAUUUUUAUACACAUUUUUAUUAUAUAUCUAUAUAAAUUGUGACCAUCAAUCGCUGAUCGGCACAAAAUGCAUCGCGCAUUAUUAUAGAUAUAUAAAACGACAUACUUAAAAGAAAUAUAAAUAAAGAUUUUUAUACACAUUUUUAUUAUAUCUAUAUCAAUUGUGACCAUCAAUCGCUGAUCGGCACAGAAUACAUCGCGCAUUAUUAUAGAUAUAUAAAAUGACAUGCUUAAAAGAAAUAUAAAUAAAGAUUUUUAUACACAUUUUUAUUAUAUAUCUGUAUCAAUUGUGACCAUCAAUUGCUGAUCGGCACAAAAUGCAUCGCGCAUUUCUACAGAUAUGUACAACCUAAAAUACUCCAGUAAAACGUACACUGAAAAUUUGAUUUCCACACCCACAUCAUCAAAAGAGAAAAAAAAUAAAAAGCUACAAUGCUGCAGAAAAGAAUACAAACUCGUUGAUGAAAUCGUUGAAAGGGGAAAAAGCCCUAAACUACUUACAUUGUUGGCAUUUCAACUAUAAUUUAAGAGUAAAAUCAAAUAACAAUUUGCAAAAAAAAAAAAAAAAAAAAAAAAGCACACAGUAAUCUUAGUAAUCAUUGCCUCACCAACGGAUUGAAUAAUUACUUUGCCCCAUGGUUACCACAGGAAAAAAGUACACACACACACACUAAUUAUGUCAGUUUUACAGAUUCUCAGCGUAAUACAACGACACAAAUUUCCGUAACUAUUAGCAUAGACUAAGCCAUACACCCGUAUAUAUAUUUACACGUAAAAUUACCUAUAUACAAGCAAAAAAUAUAUAUAUAUUUAUUUUUUAAUUACACAUACGACAUUUACACAAACGUUUUCUUAUUAAGUUAGCUACACGAGAAAAUAUAAGUAAUACGAUUUUUUUUUUUUUUUUUCCCUUUUCCACACAAUUUAUAAUAUUACAUUUCUCCUUUUGAAGCACAUAAUAUCUACCAAAACACAUAAUUCCAAAAUUCACAUAUAUAUCUCCUAAAUCUUUAAUUACGCAAAUACGUAUUUUCCCCACCUAAUGUCAAAGAAAACAAUAGUAGAGAAAACUAGAACUAGAUUAGGUCUCAGGAAUAGUACUAGCCUACCCAAUAUUAGGGAAGAAGAAAUUAUAAUCAUGGAUUCGGGAAACGCAUCGGGCUCUAGGACCACUAGCCCCACUGAUAGUGCCACUAACAAUAUAGGAAAUGCUAGUACCAUUCUAAACACUUCGUCAACCACAACCCUAAAUACCACUCUUAACCCAACCGAUAUAUUAGCCUUCGUCAAACAAUUGCCUACUUUCGAAGGGACCCCAGGUACCCUCCAGAAAUUUAUUGUAAGCGUUGAGGAAAUUAUUAUGCUAAUAAGGGGAACGGACCAGACCCCGUACGGACAAUUACUACUAAGAACCUUGAGAAACAAAAUUAUAGGAAAAGCGGACGAGACCCUGAAUAUCUUGGACACCAAACUAGAAUGGGACAGUAUCAGGGAAAAUCUGAAGCGUAUGUAUGCCUGCAAAAAGACAGAACCAAUACUCAUCGCCGAAAUUCAGAACCUUCCCGCUAGUUUGUCCCUGGGUAAAUUAUUUUUCGAAAUCACAAGACUCCGUAGCGAACUUUUGUCACUCCCCGCAGACCCAGACCACGGUGUAAGUGCAGCAUCAAAAAGAGCUCUUUAUGAUGGAAUUUGCCUUAACGCCUUCCUCGUCGGGCUACGAGACCCACUCAGAACGGUCAUCCGAGCCCGGAAUCCGACAACGAUCGAAGCGGCUUACGAGUGGUGCCAAGCUGAGCAGAACUUCAUUUAUCAAAAACAAAACAAACUACAAAACAAUAGAUUCAACUCAGACCGCAAUAGACCCUAUCAGAGGGGUUCGUACCAGAACAACUCCGUUGGUCGAAAUAACUACUCUUCCAAUAAUUACGGGCAAGAUUAUCGUGGAAAUUCCUAUUCCUCGGGAAACCCGUUCCGCCAAGGCCCCAACCAAAGCCAGCAUCAUUUCAAUAACAACAGGCAGAAUAACGACAAUAGAAUGGGAGGAAAUAAUACUGAUCAAAAUCGUAGCAGUACCUCACGCAGGCCUGCUCCCAAUUUUAACAACAUUGACGACAGCUCAAAUUUUCAACAAGAAGCCUCGACCGACAAGUCGGUUACAUAAACAAAAAAACGCACGGCCCAUCUCUUCCAUAUAUA